This is a messenger RNA of Paramecium tetraurelia, 381 nucleotides long. RefSeq lists its product as uncharacterized. The record is from RefSeq and is a predicted model, not a curated record. NCBI's taxonomy places the organism in Eukaryota, Ciliophora, Oligohymenophorea, Peniculida, Parameciidae. The transcript has a single exon.
AUGAAUUUGAGUAAACAAAUAAAUGAUUUGAAAUUUAUUAAAUAUUAUAAGCUCUUCAACUUUAACAAGAUGGGUUGCUGUCAAAAUCGACCCUUUAUGUAGUAGUAGCAUAAUGGGAAUCAUAAAUCUUAAACUUAUCCAAACAAAAUGAAAUUGGAGCCAUUGCUUAUCGCAGUUAUUGGGGACUCAGACAGAAUGGAUAUGAUGGAUGAAAUAUUCUUCAUAAAAUAGACAUCUAUCAAAGAAAUACAUUCACCAUGUCAUUUAAGAUUUCCUUCAGAAUCAGUAAUUAUAGAUUUGAGAUCUGGGACAUCGUUGGCAAGUCCUCCUCGACAAAAAUCAAGUAAGAACCUUAAUUAGAGGUUUCUUGAAAUGCUAUGA